This is a messenger RNA of Hylaeus anthracinus, 3179 nucleotides long. RefSeq names its product transcriptional regulator ERG homolog (gene Ets65A). The record is from RefSeq and is a predicted model, not a curated record. Gene Ontology annotation, biological process: regulation of transcription by RNA polymerase II; cell differentiation. Gene Ontology annotation, cellular component: nucleus. Lineage: Eukaryota; Metazoa; Arthropoda; Insecta; Hymenoptera; Colletidae. The coding region runs from base 1312 to 2352 and encodes 346 amino acids. The transcript has 6 exons. Gene Ontology annotation, molecular function: sequence-specific DNA binding; DNA-binding transcription factor activity, RNA polymerase II-specific.
CCUGCCCGGAGUACCUUCUUCUUGAUAUCGGGUCCAGCCUCCUCCUGAUCGGGUUAUCCGACGAUACAGUGUCGCGUUUCUGGCCCCUACGGUGCCCCAGACCGCGAGACAUCCUCCACGGAUCUCGUGAUUUAGGCGUGACGCGCGCGUUUCGGAUCGAUUGCCGCACGUCGAAAUCGAGAGAAUGGCUGUCUCGACUGCUUCGUGUCACGUACGGAGGAAAGGGUAAGCUCCGAGCCCUGAGACGAUUCUUUUUCCGGAGUUCCUUGGACGAAGUAGAUCGAAGACGGAAGCGGUGAUUUGAAAAAGACACGCAGAGGAACCGAGUCGGGAUGACUAAGGGCUCCGUUGCGAACAUUGACAGAUUAGGAGACGAGUUGGAUCGACUGUGAACGACUUUUGUGGAAAUAUAUGCAACAGAGGAGUUCAAGGACGAUCGAAGAAUUUUGUUUCGAGAAAGAAAAUAGCAGGCAUCCGUUAUUGCGAUUGUUUGGACCAGCCACAGGGAGCAGAGGGAUGACCUAAAGGUUUCUUUCGGUUAACAUUUCUUCCUAGACAUUGACCUGGACAUGGACCAAAGGAUGUGCAUCGUAACGACCUGAUUUAUAAGUUUGCAAGACAACUGGAUCUGCCGGGUCGAGUCUAGUAACCCUGUACGUAAGAAAACGAAUAAAUACCAUCUUCUAGAGUCUCUGUCAGACUCUAGAAAUUCCAAAGUCUCCUCACGAACCCGAGACACAGCUCGAUACAAGAUGCCAGAGUCUACCAAUCCGCCAAACUUGGUCCUAAACAUUCCAAGCUGAAACUAAAUCAAGCUAAACUCAACUUGGACGAUACAAGAUCUUCAACCAAAAUCUCCGCCAUAGUCUUCGUCGGACAAUCGUCUCCAGGUGGCCUGUUCCAGGCUCGAAUCGUCCAUCUCGAGAGUCCACCACCGUUGCCAACGACCCGUUUCCCCGAAUAUUCGGGAAAAUCGAUGGGAAUCGGUCAGACUCGUGCAUAGAGGUUUGGAAAUAGAGUGACAAUCGUGACGUUGGCCAUUAAGUACCCAGGUCUCGUUGACGGGACGCGGAAACCGUAUACUUGCGGCCCGCCGGAGGUGCACCGUGAUUAUGCGACAGUUUUGUGAACGUGAUUAAAUUGACCUCGAUACAUCGUGGACAUCCGCGCUUAUCCAGCCAGCGUGCGUUUAUUCCGCGGCUGUUUUGCUCGUUUCGAGCGAAUAACGCGAGACGAGAAUGACGAGCGCGGGAUCGGUGGUGUCCUGACCGAAUCCCGGGAUCUCGUUGGCCGAGCAUCCGGGGACGAUCGAUGAUCGGCGUUCAGCUGACGUUUUGUCGUGGAAAUCGUCGCAGCGACAGCGGCAGGGGCUCUUUGGUGAUGUACGACAGCGCCAGCUGUUCGUACGCAGGUGCGCUCGAAUUAAAGGGAGCCUCAGGAGCUGGAGCCGCGGCCGCUGGUGUAACCGCGGCCGGCGUCAAGCAGGAGAAUUGGCCGUACCGCGGCCUCACCUGCGGCAGCACCUUCCAAAGGCUCAAGGAGAGCGUCGACAAGGCCAAACAGGCGCUCGCCGAUCGCGGUGGCUACCUGUCCGGUGCUUUCUCGCCCCCGCCACGUGCCAACCCGUCCGCCAUUUCGCCCACUGCCUCCAUCACCGAUGCCAGCAGCUCGUACAAAGGGGGCUGGAGCCACGCCACGUCGCCGGCUCCUGGACAGGGUUACGGAAGCAGCUUAUCCAAGUCAGCACUGGACACGCACACCCACCUCCGGCAGCCUGAUCCGUACCAAAUGUUCGGAGCGACGAGCAGUCGCCUCGCGAGUUCCGGUUCCGGUCAGAUCCAGCUCUGGCAAUUCUUGCUCGAGCUACUGUCAGACUCGAGCAACGCGGCUUGCAUUACGUGGGAAGGAACCAACGGCGAGUUCAAGUUGACUGACCCGGACGAGGUGGCGAGACGCUGGGGCGAAAGGAAGUCCAAGCCUAACAUGAAUUAUGACAAAUUGUCGAGGGCUUUGAGGUACUACUACGACAAGAACAUCAUGACGAAGGUCCACGGGAAGAGGUACGCGUACAAGUUCGACUUCCAGGGCCUGGCGGCGGCGACUCAGCCGGCCGCUGCGGACCCGGCCGCGUACAAAUACCAGAGCGAGCUGUUCAUGUCCGGUUACGGACACGCCAAGCUGAACCUGAUGCCGCCGCCGGCCGCCUCCGUGUCCGUCUCCGUUCCGGGUGGCCUCUUCCAAUCGGCGUCCAGCUACUGGUCCACGAGUCCCGGUGCCAACCUGUACGCGGGCCACCACACGGCCUCGGGCCACGUGCCGCCUCAUCUAGGCACCUAUCCGCACUACGCAUGACCCACCGCCGAGCACUGGGGCGCGCUGGGUACGCCACGUUAACGAGUUUCUACCGAGAGAAUUAAAAGACCGCCGUCAACACCGGUCAACGUGUACCGUCGGCCUGGCCAGCUUCAGAACCGUCCGUCGCUCGACAUCGGUCCCGCGUCUCUAGCUUCCUUGCGCUCUCCUCGAUACGUCCACUCGCGAUUUUUCAUCUCGAUGAGGAUAAAUCUUCCGAGCGGUUUUUGUAUCGGUGAAUUAGGUGUACUCGACGAGGCCUCCGCUUUGAGAGCCUGAAAUUGUUUGGAGAAGGGUGAAAAUUAACUUCUUAGCCGAGCUCCUACUUCAUAGGCCGGCUAGUUGGGUUUAGAUAUUUUUGAACCCGAUGAGAUCAGAUCUUCUGUGCUCAGUGGUUUUUGUAUCGGUGAAUUGAAGCAGGAGAACUGGAUGUGGCCUCUAUUUGAGAGCUUCAAUUUGUUUUUGUUGAGGGUGAGAAUUAACUUGUUAGUUGACCUCUCACUUUCUAGCCUGGUCAUCUUUGUCAAGCUUAGUACGCCAGUCUCGAAGAUGGAUGAAGAGAAAAUGAAAUUCUCGUUAGGUUUGGAUACUAUGGUUUCGGUUCUGCUAUUUUUUGAUUAUUUCCUAUAGAAGAUUCGCUCGCGCCGUACUAUACUGCUCCCAAAGAUUCGAAUCCUGAAUUACCCCAAGCAAACUUCGCGACGAUUGCAUUCGAACGCUUCCAUAAACCUAGUUCUACGGAUUUCUUCACAUUCUUUUAAGAAACACAGUUUUCCGUGAUAAAUCUUUAAGGGAAAUUUAUUCGCGAAGGUCUCAAUAAUCCUCGA